AUGGGUAACAGUCGACUGUGCUCCAGACGCUUUGUACGCAACCUCUUCCUCUCUAUUCGACUUCCGGUAUUUCUGGCUAUCGUACCAGCUCUUCUUGCUCAUAGUUUUGUUUCCUCUGAAUGUCACAGCAGUGCUAGACCCUCCCCCAGUAUGCCACUUCAGUUAGAGAAUGAUGAAAGUGGCCCUCCUUCCAAUGCCUUCGAAAAGGCCUUCCUUAAAAGCUUCGUGCUUACCGAGAAAAUUCAGGACAGUUUCAAUUGGCUUGUCACUAAGUUGGGCCCUCUUGCGACUGCUACUCAGCUAAUCCCUCCUCUUAUAACAACCCUAAUUCACUGUUACUAUGGCCAAGAGGCCCUUUGUCCUGUUGAAAUUGAGGAGAGAGCCACUCGAUUGAAUUAUCGUAUUCCAAAAAGCCCUCUGCCAAUGCCCGUUUAUACCUCUGGACGAAUUCUCGCUGCAGAUAUUCAGGCCCCUGGAAUUUUCAGGUGUCUUGAGAGAAUAUCUUGCCAUUACGGUGUGGAGGUUAUCACCAGUCUUUACCUUCCCUUUGUAAAGUCGUCCGUAGAAUUGGCCUUGCUCACUUUUCAAAGCGGUGAGAAAAUAGUCAAUGAUGCAAAUGCAGGACCUUCUUGGAAUUUUGAAUGUGAGGCACGUCUUAUCGCGUCAUUGGUUUUUCUCCAUCAGUUCGCCUCCUACCUUCCAGCCAACCAGCUCAUGGAUAACCUACAGGAACCAAUAAUAUCGACCUGUUUAACUGGUGCUCUAAAACUGACUGGGCGACUAGAUGUGGGAUUUCCAAGUGGUUCUAUUGGGAGACUGGCGCUCCUUUGUAAAACCCUCGAUUGUAUUUAUAUUCUAGGAGUGCGUUUGGGCUUCGAAAUAGUUCGAAGUCAGAUGACAGAACUUAUUCAACUCCUCUUUUCUCUUUUUGACCGAUCGUUUGGGAGUUUGGAUAAGCCCACCGCACUCCCGAAUCCUGAAUCUGAUAAUCAUAAUAAUAGCUUAAAAUCGGAAACAAAUCUUAUCCAUGAACCACAAAAUCAAUCGUCUUCCCUCUUUGUCGUUAAGUUGGAUCGGCAUACAUCCUCACUUAGUGUUGCCAAGCAGGGUUCUCCAGUUGCCUCUAAGGAAUCUCUAUCUAGCUCAACCCAUCUACAAGAAUCCAACCAUGUGACAGGAAUUACUGCUUCAAUGGACAAGAAACCAGUCGAACAGUCACAAGAAUUUACUUCUUGGCAAAGGCCUUCUUGCCUAGAAGAACUCAAAUUGACCUUCACCCCGGAAAUGGCUUACAGGGCAUAUAUCCCUCUUUGUCGUCUUGCGGGAGGAAGUCACAUCGAAUCAAAUCUCUAUAAUAUUGAUCAUAUCCUCACUCUAACGAAGCAAUACGAAGACACAAUGCAGAAAUGGAAUGAAAGAAGAAGCUUUGGCAACGUCGCUAAUCCACAUCUCAAAGUAAAUGCUGACUAUGAGGCUAAGCUAGCUGCCAACACAUCUGUAAGCAAACCUGCACCUACUCACCUAAAUGGUGAAUGGAUAACAUACUUCCGGUCUAAAGUUCGAAUUCCUUCUUCGUCUUUUACCCCAACCCUUCAGAACUUCAAACUUCACAAUAAAUGUCUUUUAUCUUUCACAGGCCACAACGGAGCGAUUCGAAGUAUAACGGCCCUGCCUACUAAUAAUAGUUUCAUCACAACUAGCAAUGAUAGAAAUGUUAAUCUAUACUCUCUUACCUCUGCUCGAGAGGUUUUCAUGCGCCGAUCCUCCCGUCGUACCAUUUCAGAAAGUGAUAAAGACGUUUCUCCUCAUCGAUUUCCUAAAGGAUUGGGAGGUGUGGUAUCCCCUCCCUUUUCUGAAUCAUCGUCUUUCAUCACACCCGCAUUUACCUUCCCUGGUCAUUGUCGUGCAGUCCUUGGUGCUGCCUAUCUCGAUUUUGAUCGCCUUGUUGCGUCAAUGGAUGCUUCACUCCUAUUGUUAUGGGAUCCUGUAACAGGCCAGAAAGUGGCGGCCUUUGCCCCGUCGGAAAAUUCGGAGGAGGUGGGAGUAGGUGGAGGGAGACCUUGUGUGGUCCGUGGAACGUCAUCCAGUCAUCUUCCUGCUAGGUUGACCGCCUUGUCUUCUUCAUCGUUAUUUCGCAGCACAAUUCUCGCCGGUGAUGAAGCUGGGUGUCUCCUUGUCAUCGAUCAAAGAACUGAUAAUAGGCGUACGGCUGAAAUACUUCGUUUUACGGCUGCCAUGCCAAUCACUAAUGAACCGAUAGUCAUUAACAGUGAAGCCCCGCCUCGAUUUGGCAGAUCAAGUAUGCCCCUUGGAAAGCCUAGUCUUGAAAAUCUUCCAGAUAAGUAUACACUAAACUCUCCAGGAGCUCUGAAAUGCAUUACCUCAAGCCCAGAGUCUAGUGGAAUUGUUAUAUGCGGUUUCUCUUCGGGCUACAUCUCCCAAUUCGACAUUAGAGCUGGUAGCGUGGUGGCCAAUUGGCGUGGACAUUCAGAUUCUAUUUUCUCUCAUUCUUCUGGAUGGAUUUCUACCAUAUCCUCAGAUCGAAGUGUCGGUUUUUGGCAUUUAAGCAACCCAAUAUCUCUCGAUUAUAUUCGGGUUGCUCCACCAUUUAGUGCCAAUGGUUUGGUUUCCUGCGCUUGUCAACCCCUGCAAGACUCCCUACUUAUCGCCGGUUUACCCGUUAUUGCUUCUUCUAGUGGGGUUACCGGUGAUUCAGCUCCCAUUGUUCCAACCGUCUUAAAAUUCCUUAUUGGUUGCUGUAACGACGUUCCUUUGGCGGCAAGUAGAGAUAUGGUGUCGCCAUUCGAACCCAGUGGAAAGGUAGUUCUUCGCAAUGGCCAGUUGUCUGCGAUGGCGGCGUUGCCUCUUGUAGAAGGACUUCUCACAGGCUCCACUUCUGGACAACUCUGUCUUCACUACUAA
This is a messenger RNA of Rodentolepis nana, 2922 nucleotides long. The record is from the annotation of a GenBank genome assembly. NCBI's taxonomy places the organism in Eukaryota, Metazoa, Platyhelminthes, Cestoda, Cyclophyllidea, Hymenolepididae.